AGAUAGAUUUUCUCUCUAUAUUCACUAGGUACCAGUCUCUACAAGGACACUGACAUUGAAAUUUGCAAAUUGGCAAUGUCGUAUUCAUGUUUGUUUUGUCUUCGUGUCAAGCUGUUGCUUUCUUCAUGUGAAAUUGAUUUUUAUAAAAAAUAAUUUCUAUAUUAUGGGAAAUUUGCUUUCAAGUGUAUGGACUCGAUUAUUGGGACGUGGAGACGUGAGAAUAUUAAUGGUAGGCCUGGAUAAUGCUGGGAAAACCACAAUUUUAUAUCAACUAAAGUUUGGCCAAGUCAUUUCAAGUGUUCCAACUAUCGGUUUUAACGUAGAAACAGUCAAAUACAAGAACAUUUCGUUCACAGUUUGGGAUAUAGGAGGACAAGAUAAAAUACGAAAUUUGUGGAGAGUAUAUUUCCCGGGCUCACUAGGAAUAAUAUUUGUGAUAGAUAGCUCCGACAAAGAAAGACUUGACCAGGCUAAAACUGAAUUACAACGCUUACUCAAUGAAGACCAACUCGAAAAUGUUCAUUUGUUGAUAUUUGCAAACAAGCAAGAUGUGGAGAAUGCUAUGAGUUUGACAGAAAUACGCGAGAAACUAAAUUUAAGUGCUUUGGCAAGACGAUCAUGGUUUGUGCAAGGAACUUGUGCUACCAAGGGAGAAGGUUUGACCGAAGGUUUAGAUUGGUUAGCAAAUCAAAUUGAAAAUAAACCAAGGUUACCCUAAGUUUCACAAUAAAUAAACACAAAUUGCAGUACACAUUAUUUAUUCAUGAUUACAACCAACAGUUUAACUUAAAAUUAUUAAAUAACGGUAUUCUCAACAAUACCUGAAUGAUUCCAAUCACAAAGAUGCUGUAUUUACAAUGAUUAUCUUAUAAAUCUACGUCAUUCCA
Messenger RNA from Xenia sp. Carnegie-2017, 887 nucleotides. Its product is annotated as ADP-ribosylation factor 3-like. The coding region runs from base 164 to 718 and encodes 184 amino acids. The record is from RefSeq and is a predicted model, not a curated record. Gene Ontology annotation, biological process: intracellular protein transport; vesicle-mediated transport. Gene Ontology annotation, cellular component: cytoplasm. Lineage: Eukaryota; Metazoa; Cnidaria; Anthozoa; Malacalcyonacea; Xeniidae. The transcript has a single exon. Gene Ontology annotation, molecular function: GTPase activity; GTP binding.